GUCGGAGAUGGUUUCAGUCUUGUAGCAGAUCGUUAAGUAAAGACACCGGUUAAUGUAAUGGAUUUCAAAACGUUAAUCACCGUGUAUAUUAUAGUAGCAGGAUGCGUAAUUGCAAUUCAUGGCAAAGUGUACGAGCGGUGCGAAUUGGCGAGAGAAUUGCGCGAUGUGCAUGAGAUUCCAGACAAUCAACUCGCAACUUGGGUGUGCAUCGCAAGACACGAAUCUGAAUACAAUACAUCCGCGAUUAAUCAUGGUAGCGGUGACCAUGGUUUGUUGCAGAUUAGUCAACUGUUUUGGUGUUCGCCGCCAGGAUACGCAUGUGGCGUUUCCUGCGAUGAUUUACGAAACGAUGAUAUUGAAGAUGAUGUGAUUUGCGCUCGUCGUGUUUAUAGAGAACAUAAGCGUCUUUCUGGAGAUGGAUUUAACGCAUGGGUGGUGUACGGUCUCUAUUGCAGAGAUAAACAAUAUGCAAGUACAUUCCUUGAAGGUUGUUUCAAACCGGGUGUAUUGAGAAUAUCAUCUGAAGAAAUUCAUGAAAAACCACUGCCAACUGUCAAUUAUUAUCCUCAAUUUAGUUGGAAAACAUCAACCGUGCCCCCAACCACCGCUGAAACAAUAGAUGUUACUGAUGAAUCAACUACAACCACAAAAAUUAUCCGAACAACAAAGCCAUCAACGACUAAACGCGUUAAAGUCACUAAACCAGCAACAGCGACUUCAACUCAAAAAUCAACAUUAAAAACCACAAAGAUUAGUAAAAUUAUUACCAAAUCACCAACAAAGGUUGCUGUUGUUACUACGAAAAGUCCAAGCACUACCAGAAAACCUGCAGUAGUCCAAACAAAUAAUCAAGGCAAACCUUUGCGACCAACAGAGGAAAAUGAUGAAUUUACAUAUGCAAUCAGUAAAACCGGAUAUAAGUUUACACGAUUCUGAAUAACAUGUAUUUUGUAUCUAAAAUGCAUGGACUAUAAGUGUGCUUGAUGAUUAUGUGAUUAUCAUAAUUAUUGUUUAUUUCAAUCGAUACUUAUAAUGGAUUAAAUUAUAUUACAUCCUCCAUUGAUCCAUCCAAUAAAGAUUUAUGAUUAAUACAACCAAUAUUAUAUAUAGCUCUUUGAAAACUUAUAGUAAUAUAAGUGACAGGUUAAAUAUUUCGAAAAUAAGUUAACAUAUUAUUUUAAAUUCAAAGAAUGUACAUCAAUAUAAUUUUAUAUGUGCUGUUUUUCUUUAAUAUCUAAUACAAAAUUGUAACAA
Dalotia coriaria is the source of this 1254-nucleotide messenger RNA. RefSeq lists its product as uncharacterized. Gene Ontology annotation, molecular function: lysozyme activity. NCBI's taxonomy places the organism in Eukaryota, Metazoa, Arthropoda, Insecta, Coleoptera, Staphylinidae. The record is from RefSeq and is a predicted model, not a curated record. The transcript has 2 exons. Bases 58 to 936 code for a protein of 292 amino acids.